Molecule: messenger RNA, 1808 nt
Organism: Condylura cristata (star-nosed mole)
Lineage: Eukaryota; Metazoa; Chordata; Mammalia; Eulipotyphla; Talpidae
Gene: PIP4P1
Product: transmembrane protein 55B
Exons: 7
Coding region: 263-1117 (284 amino acids)
Biological process (GO): phosphatidylinositol dephosphorylation
Cellular component (GO): plasma membrane; late endosome membrane; lysosomal membrane
Molecular function (GO): phosphatidylinositol-4,5-bisphosphate 4-phosphatase activity
Source: RefSeq, a predicted model, not a curated record
CUGUCCAAUAGAAAAGAAGGGCUUCCCUCGCAAGACCAGGAAUUGGUUUAUUUCCACGAAUACUGGCACGGGGGUGGGCGGGGACAGCCUAUCACGUGCCGAGAGACGGAAUUGGGCGGGGCAGGCCACUGGUUGCGGGGCGAGCUGGGCGCGCGGCGCGCAGGCGCCCUGGGGACCCGGUAGCGGCGGCGGCGGCGGCUGCGGCGGCGGCAGCGACCAAGGGGGCCGGAUCCUUGAUUCAAGGGAGGCGGCGGUGGCGGCCAUGGCGGCAGACGGAGAGCGAUCUCCGCUGCUUUCCGAACCCAUCGACGGUGGCGCCGGCGGCAACGGAUUAGUGGGGCCGGGCGGGAGUGGGGCUGGGCCUGGGGGAGGCCUGACCCCCUCCGCACCUCCAUACGGAGCCGGUAAACAUGCCCCGCCCCAGGCAUUUCCCCCGUUCUCCGAGGGCCACCCAGCCGUGUUGCCUGGGGAGGACCCUCCCCCCUACUCAUCCCUGACCAGCCCGGACAGUGGGAGCGCCCCCAUGAUCACCUGCCGAGUCUGCCAGUCUCUCAUCAACGUGGAAGGCAAGAUGCAUCAGCAUGUAGUCAAAUGUGGCGUCUGCAAUGAAGCCACUCCAAUCAAGAAUGCACCCCCAGGGAAAAAAUAUGUCAGAUGCCCCUGUAAUUGUCUCCUUAUCUGCAAAGUGACUUCCCAGCGGAUUGCCUGUCCUCGACCCUACUGCAAAAGAAUCAUCAACCUUGGGCCUGUUCAUCCAGGACCUCUGAGUCCAGAACCACAACCAAUGGGCGUCAGGGUCAUCUGCGGACAUUGCAAGAAUACGUUUCUGUGGACAGAGUUCACAGACCGAACCCUGGCACGUUGCCCUCACUGCAGGAAAGUGUCAUCUAUUGGGCGCAGAUAUCCACGAAAGAGAUGUAUCUGCUGCUUCUUGCUUGGCUUACUCUUGGCAGUCACUGCCACUGGCCUUGCUUUUGGCACAUGGACGCACGCACAGCGAUACGGAGGCAUCUACGCAGCCUGGGCAUUGGUCAUUCUGUUGGCUGUGCUGUGUUUGGUUCGGGCCCUCUAUUGGGCCUGUAUGAAGGUCAGCCACCCUGUUCAGAACUUCUCCUGAGUAACAUGAAGACCUACAGACUGUGCCUGGCCUCUCCCUGGUGGGGACAGUGACACUACAAAGGGAGCCAUGGUAAAAGGCUCGCUGGGCCUCUACAUGGGAGCCAAGGAGCUGCCUUCCUUUUCCCUGGGGAGAGGUGAGAAGGAACCAGGCCCUCACCUAGGUUUGGAGGGUUAGAUAAGACCACUGCUGGCUAUCUGCUUUCCUCCAGGGGUUGCUGUUUAGGGUGAAGUAGGUGAAAUGUUGCCCCUAAACCUGGAUCCUAAGACGGUUCUGCCCUUGUCCUUCCUAUAUGCUCCCUGAGCCAUUCCUGUCCCUUACACAUUCCAGGGCAGGGUGGGGGUGGGUAGCCCUGGGGGUUUCCCUCCCUCUUGUGCACCAUUAGGACCUUGCUGCUGCUAUUGCACUUCACCAGGGGCUGGUUCUGGCCUCAGUACCCUUUUCCCCCAUUCUGUGUCCUGUGGGAGUGGGGUCAGCCGCUGCUCUGUACAGAACCACAGGAACUUAACGUGUAUAUAACUAUUUAAUGUGGGGUAUGUUCCCCUAGUCCUGUAUUUCCCUUGGUUCCUCCUUCCAACUUUGUAUCCCAGUUGCAGUAUUUAACUAGACUGGGUAUCAGGGUUGCUGUGUCUUGGGGGAGGUUAGGGGCUCAUCCUGUGCUUGUAAAUAAAUAAGGUCAUGACUACCCUUU